AUGGGCUUGCUGUUCGUAUUACUGGUCCUCUUUACCAUUCCUGUGGAUGGGGAAGAUCUGAAGCAAUGUUGGGCUUCAGAGAAUGGGGGCCCGGCCAGAUUUUGGCCGAAUGGGGAGAUCAUAUUUAAAGGUACCCUUUGUGACAUUUGUUUGAUGCUGUUAUAGAUGAGUUCCUUUUCCAAUGCUUUGAUGGUAAUCUUGAACCUUAUGGAUGUCGAUUAUCCAAUGGAGAGAUUUUAUUUCUCAACGAACAGCUAAUUGUUGAUGAUAAGGUCGUCAAAUGCACCUAUUUUGAAUAUUACAUUGAUCUUGUUGAGGUUGGCUGUGCAAUUGAUGGAAUUACAGUAAUCGAAGGAGGAAAAUCAUGGAUAAAAGUAGUUUCAUUACAUUGUUAAUUGAAGUUUGAUUGUAUCUUAUUUAAGGACGGGGUUUACUAUAUUUGCAAUGAAAGUAGAGGCCAUUAUCACAUUAGUCCAAGUGCUUGUGUGCUUAAGGAAAGCGACGAAAUGAUCAGAAUAGGGGAAACGGUGAACAUCCAUAACUACACGUAUGCACUUUCACUUCUAGUAGCUGAGCCUGCUGUACAAUAAAGUUACAGUAAUCUUUACAGGUUGCAAUGUCAGCCAUCUGGUGAUGGCAAACUAAAAUUGGUGUCUACUGGAUGUCUCAACAAUGGCAAAAGAUAUAAAAUAGGAGAUCAGUGGACAGUAAGUCGCAGUUUCUCUUUUAGCAAUGCUUUAAGGAAGAUGGCUUUGUAUUUUAUUGUAAAAAGAAAAGCAACGAAUGUGUAAAGAAGUGCGUGGGGUGCUCUUGGGAUAAUAAAACCCUCUACAACGGAGACAGAUUCACAAAGGAUAAGUGUGUUUUCGAAUGUGUUAUCAGACCAGAAAGACAUAUACAAGAUCCGGUGGGCUGUCUUUUCAAUGGAAUCGAGAAAGUGGUUGGUUGUAUGUGGUAAGAAAAGCCUUCCCUUCUCGUACAUUGCAGGAAAGAGAACAUGGGAUCGUUCAGAACAGAACUAACUUGCGCUUCCGAUGGGGAAAAGAGUGAGGUUAUUGUGAAUGGAUGUCAUUACCCUCAGGGAGAAUACGAUCUUUUCUUUAUUCCAUCCGAAUCAUACGCCAUAUUCAACGAUGGACAACGUCAGAUGGUUGCUGCUUGUCGUGGAAAUAAAAAUGAUGUUUCUACAUUUCAAUUGGAAACCUUUACAGUGGAUGAACUUCCAUUUAGAACCAAAGGUCUAACUCAAGUUGAACCUCAAGGAUAA
Messenger RNA from Bursaphelenchus xylophilus (pine wood nematode), 1267 nucleotides. Lineage: Eukaryota; Metazoa; Nematoda; Chromadorea; Rhabditida; Aphelenchoididae. The record is from the annotation of a GenBank genome assembly.